AUGCUCAACAUACUCGGUCGAGUGACGGGGAAGAGCCAGCCAGAGGAGUCUAAAGAGUCUAUCAGCGCAGAGCGUGGUCUUCCGGCCUCCUGGUACAGGUCACCUGCUCUUUACGAGCUCGAGCGUCGUGCCAUUUUUUCCAGUAGAUGGAUUCUCGUGACACACCGACUACGAUUUACGAAGCCCGGCGAUUAUGUUUCGUUCAAAGAGGCUGGUUUCAGCUUUUUUCUCGUCAAAGAUCGCGACAACAAGAUCAAUGGUUUCCACAACAUCUGUCGGCAUCGAGCAUACCCGGUGGUAAGCCAGGAGAGUGGCUGCACCGCGAUUCUCUCAUGCAAGUACCACGGGUGGUCAUAUGGCCUUAAAGGCAACUUGGCAAAAGCUCCCAAGUUUGAUACAGUUGCUGGCUUUGACAAGUCGCAGCAAGGGCUUCUCCCCGUACAUACUUACAUCGAUAUGCUCGGGUUUGUUUGGGUCAACUUGGACGCCUCUGAGAGACCAGCGGUCAGCUGGGACUCUGAGUUUGCUGGGAUCGAUACGCAGAAGCGCCUGCAAAUCUUCAAGAUUGAUGACAACUAUCAAUUUGAUCACCAAUGGGCCAUGGACGGUGACUUUAAUUGGAAGACCCUAGCCGACAACUACAACGAGUGCUAUCAUUGCCCAACGGGUCAUCCGGGUGUCGCCGCAAUAUCAGAUCUCUCAAAAUACUUUGUAGAGACGAACGGUGGGCACAUUCAGCACUACAAUUCAAAUAAGGACCCCAACGAAGAUACAUAUCAGAUCGCCAGCACUUUUUACUUCCCCAACGCAUCUACUACAGUGUCACCUCACUAUUUCUACAUAAUGCGCUGCGUUCCCGUCUCUGCUUCUAAGACCCGGAUGGAAUACGAAGUAUACCGCAGUAAAACAGCUACCGACGAGGAAUUCAACAAGAUACAUCUGCUUUACAAGCAGGUUUUGGAAGAGGACAAGGAGCUUUGCAAUGCCGCCCAGGCCAAUCUCAAUGGCGGCAUUUUCAUCAAUGGGCAGCUGCACCCAGAAAAGGAAAAGGGUCCUUUGUACUUCCAACAAGUCCACCGAAAGCUUGUCAUGGCGCAUCGAGAGAUUGAGAAGACAGAGAAUGACGGCGCGCAACUCUGGCCGGCUUCGCCAAAACCAAAAGGGAUAAUGAAAACAGCCAAAUUGUCUGAAGAAGAACAAUUUUGCGCAGAACUGGAAGCUGAUAGUGACUGCGCGGGUGGCAGCGCUAGUGAAGGCGGCCCUCUUGCUUGGUAG
This is a messenger RNA of Ascochyta rabiei, 1275 nucleotides long. RefSeq lists its product as uncharacterized. The coding region runs from base 1 to 1275 and encodes 424 amino acids. NCBI's taxonomy places the organism in Eukaryota, Fungi, Ascomycota, Dothideomycetes, Pleosporales, Didymellaceae. Gene Ontology annotation, molecular function: iron ion binding; 2 iron, 2 sulfur cluster binding. The transcript has 3 exons. The record is from RefSeq and is a predicted model, not a curated record.